Biomphalaria glabrata is the source of this 1778-nucleotide messenger RNA. RefSeq lists its product as uncharacterized. Lineage: Eukaryota; Metazoa; Mollusca; Gastropoda; Planorbidae. The transcript has 8 exons. Bases 269 to 1258 code for a protein of 329 amino acids. The record is from RefSeq and is a predicted model, not a curated record.
AUCUUAGUGCACCGGAAAUGGUUUAUUAAGGUCUGAUGCCGGAACUAAAUAAAGAAUACAUCUAAUUGUAUACACUCACUAAUCACAUAAUGUGUAGGAUAAUGACUGAUCACGUAAUAAUAUAUGUAUAUCCUAGACAAACUCUCUAAGUAUAAAGACAAAGUUUAAAUUGUUGUCUAGAUUUUGAUCUAGAUCUAGAUAGAAUCUGGAAACAAUGAAAAUGCUGUCCAACUUUCGCUCAAGAUAAACCUACACGCGUUAAUGAUUAAUGUCACUGAUGCAGACAUCAACCAACUCAGAACUAUUUCUGUGGUUUAUCUGUUUAGCCACAGAAAUACAUAAAGGUUUGUUCUUCAUGCACAGUAUAGUCAGUAUCAGGGACCUGUCAAAGUCGGUCAGCUGUGAAUCUGGUCUACUAGCCGGAGUUGACAGUAUAGAGUUUGAAGUCACUCUAACUCUCUCCAACCAAAGCAAUGCUCAGCCAUUCAUCCUAGAAGCUGAGAACCAACAGAACAAACUCACAUUUAUGGUCUGCUCCCUAUCCUAUGAAACCAUGACGUCCUGUGAGCCCAAGAGAACACAAGAAUGUAGCUGCAAAUCCUUUACGAACACGACCUACAUUUUGACUGUUAAGAAACUGGCUUUAAAAGACUUAAGUCAGACAAUCAUCAAAACAUCGAAUUCACAAAAUUUUCAAAUUCCAGAAAUAUUCGGCGAAGAGUUGGCAACAUUACAAAUAAAUCAGAAAUCGGUCAGCUUCACAAACUGCCAUGUCAAUCUAGAAAGUAAUUAUGAAUUCCAAUUUGAAUUUUGUACCAAAAACCUGAACGCGCCAACUCUUCAGGUCAAGGUCGGCAACUGGAGCUCAUCCGAUACAAAAGACGACUGUGUGAGGAAUGCUCGGAAAUUGGCUAUCGGCGAGACGUCUGCACAGUUUAAAUAUCAUGACCUAUGUAAACGUGGCAAAACGCUUGUCUGCACCGUUACUGUAACUGGAGCAACGACAAGCUCUCACGUGACACCAUGUAGAAAUUGUGAAAGUGGAAGUAAAACGAUAUUAAUUAUCUGGAUAACACUAAUUGGCCUUGGUCUUGUGGUGGUUAUUCUUGUGAUUUAUUUUUUGUGUAAAGGCUGUAGGGGAACUCGUGCAGCUGAAGCUAAUUCCUUCGACAAGUCAUCGGCUAUGGAAAUGUCUUCGUUUCAAGCUGUUCGCUUAGCUAAGAGUAAAUCUGGGAUAGAUAUUGCCGUAAAGGAGUAGAAAUAGCUAAAGCAAUAUAGUUGUACCCCUGAAAGAUAGCAGAAAGUCUGAAGAAUAUAUAUGGAUCUAUGCAUAGACAAAGUGAACAUACGACAGAAUUAUAAUGUUGAACAAUUGACAGAUAUCAGUGCAUAAAGUUUGCACAAUAUUUUAAAGACUUUCAACACAAAUAAAACCGAUGGCUAACCUCUGUAACACCUUCCUGUGUGAAUGAUACUUAAACAUUGUUUCAGAUUGUAAGCCUAUUUGGCUCGUGUUUGAAUAUUCAACAUUGAUUAUAGUUUAGACCUAAAGAUUUAAUUACAAUUUUAAACUUGUAAGUUUACAUAAUUACAACACUGGUUAAAACUGGGAUAGUAAUAUUCAUUAGAUAUGUUACAUUCAAAAUUAAAUGCCUAAAUAGAUCCUAGCGUUCCUAUCUUUAAAAAGUCAAUUUAGUUCAACUUUGACCACCGAACAGUUUGUGAUGUCAUAGAGAGAUUUAUCAAAAUAUAUUUUUGUAUUUACACACGAAACAAAA